AUGCGUGGAUUCUGCCGCCACACUGUUUCAGGCGAUGCAGGUGCUCUGAAGAUGCUGCCGACAUAUGUGCGAGCGGUUCCGAAUGGCGAAGAAAGCGGAGAUUAUUUAGCUUUAGAUCUCGGUGGAACAAAUUUCCGUAUUCUGCUCAUACGACUGAAUGGACGAGAAGCGGAAAUGACGGGGAAAGUGUACAGUGUUCCGCAAGGAAUCACUCAAGGAUCUGGAGCAACAACUAAUCGGCGAAUAUUAAGCUUCAGUUAA
Haemonchus placei is the source of this 261-nucleotide messenger RNA. Lineage: Eukaryota; Metazoa; Nematoda; Chromadorea; Rhabditida; Trichostrongylidae. The record is from the annotation of a GenBank genome assembly.